Molecule: messenger RNA, 2022 nt
Organism: Parastagonospora nodorum SN15
Lineage: Eukaryota; Fungi; Ascomycota; Dothideomycetes; Pleosporales; Phaeosphaeriaceae
Exons: 1
Coding region: 1-2022 (673 amino acids)
Molecular function (GO): ATP hydrolysis activity; ATP binding
Source: RefSeq, a predicted model, not a curated record
AUGGCGGUCAAGCUCAGUAACCGUUCUGAGAGCCCAGAGGAGGGCAUUAACACACCUUCAACAGGGAAAGACGUAGCCUCAGCUGGAGCGAACGGCACAAGCAGCGAAAAGCCACAACUUCAAGGCAAGGGAAGAGGCGGGAAUGGCAAGGGCAAGGGCAAAUCCAAGAGCGAUGACCAAAACAAGGAACGAAUCCAACGACUAGAUCAACUUUACUCCAAGAAGAAGCGACAGGUCUACUUUGUCCCCACUCCAAAGUCAAAUGUUGAGGUCGAGAAGCCAGGGCAAAUCUCCUAUGUCGUACUCAAGGUACGGCGGAUUAUAUGCGACAAGGGAUUCCCAACGGGCACCGAAAUCGACAUACGAUCAACAGUACUCAAAGAAGCUCUUGCCGAUAUAUUCGAAGGCGUUGAGGGCCUUCAACUUAACGAAACACCACCCAUUAUCAGCCCAGAGCUCCUUUUUCACGCUCGAGAGGGACUUGUGGACCGUGUCAAGGCAGAAGAGUCAAAACCUACCCCGAGUAAGACGCUGGUAGAUGAGCUCGGUGUGGCUCUGCAGUACAUAUCCGAAGACUAUACAUCCACACAAGCUAGUCUGACGUCGCUGUCAGAGCACGACGAGAUUACGUUUGACCUGCUCUGGGCCUUGUUCCCUCCGAACACCACUGUUCACACCAAAAGCAACCUACUUCGAGAAGAGCAGGUCUGUAAGUUACAGAAGGGCGAAUAUGGUCAACUACCCAGUGGUGCGAGAUUUUACUCGCUAGAUCUCAGGUACAUCUCACAUGAUGGAGAGAAGCUUGGCUGGGUCCAAAAGACACUCCAGAUCGGUCAAUUCGAGGGCGCGAAAAAGGUGCCCAAUCUGUCUGUUGUUCCUCUGGAUCGUCUGCCUACGAAAAACACUCUACGCGCAGAACUCACGAAGCGCGGCCAACGAUACAUUGAGCUUCUCGGAGCUCCUCGAGGAACGUACCAGGAGUACUCUGGCGCAGCAGUGGCUGAGAAUAGGGAUGUGGUCGUACAAGAUGAGUAUAAAAAAGUCGUCUUCCAUGUCUCUGGUCGCAUAAUGCUUGACUCCCCGACUCUGUACCAACAGAACGAGUACACGGAUCUUCUCAAACCGACAGUUGACACGGCACUUGAAGCCUCAAGCAUUCAAGACGAGGACCUGCUGUACUGCAACCACUACAUCGGUGGCUUCGGUUUCCGUCAAAAGAAAUGGUGCCUCUUCGCUAUCAGCCACCUCGAGCCGAUCGUAUGGAAUCUAGACGCCUUCUCGAAACUGGUCAUGGAUACCCGCAAGCGCAACCUAAUCCAUACCCUAGUCAAAUCGCAUCGUAACGGAGCCGAGACUUUUGAUGAUGUGGUCAGUGGUAAGGGCAAGGGUCUCGUGGGACUCUUGAGCGGUAGUCCAGGCGUCGGCAAGACUCUGACAGCUGAGGUCAUCGCGGAGGUCACGAAGCGCCCACUUUACAUGCUCUCCGCGGGCGAGCUAGGCACACAAGUACACGACGUGGAGAAGAAGCUAGACAUGGUGCUGGAAGUGACAAGGCAAUGGGGCUGCGUUUUGCUCAUCGAUGAAGCAGACGUCUUCCUUCAAGAGCGGGACGGUCUUGACUUGGAGCGAAACGCCAUGGUCAGCGUUUUCCUGCGUCGCCUCGAGUACUUCCAAGGUGUUUUGAUCAUGACCACGAAUCGAAAGCGCACUAUUGACGCUGCGUUCGACAGCCGCAUACACUUCAAGUUACACUACGCCGAUCUGUCCGUAUCGUCUCGCUCGACAAUUUGGAAGAACUGCUUGGAAAAUGUACCCGCUGAUCUCUCCAAGGAGGAUAUCAAGGACAAUGAUAUCAUACAGCUGGCAAGUAUUAAGCUCAAUGGUCGGCAGAUCAAGAAUGCCAUGGCUUGUGCGGUUUCCAUUGCGGUGGAGGAGAAGACUGCGCUGUCGUUGGAGGGAAUAAGAACUAUCCUGGAUAUGGUUGUCGAUCAGGAAGGGCUGGACGGAGGCGUUUCAGUAUGA